Camelus dromedarius (Arabian camel) is the source of this 1805-nucleotide messenger RNA. It is a transcript of the gene LMO2, whose product is annotated as LIM domain only 2. Gene Ontology annotation, molecular function: transcription coactivator activity; DNA-binding transcription factor binding. The record is from RefSeq and is a predicted model, not a curated record. The coding region runs from base 551 to 1027 and encodes 158 amino acids. The transcript has 5 exons. Gene Ontology annotation, biological process: positive regulation of transcription by RNA polymerase II. Lineage: Eukaryota; Metazoa; Chordata; Mammalia; Artiodactyla; Camelidae. Gene Ontology annotation, cellular component: nucleus.
GGACAGCAACCAGCCUCGAGCAGGAGUGAGAAGGAAACACCCCCUCCACCCCAGGCCAUGCGAUGGGCUUGGCCGUCUACAAGGGCCUGCAGGUGUCCUGGCAGAGAGAGGAGGUGGCACAGGCACCAGGCGCUAGGGUGCCAGGCGUCCCCCACCCACCCCUGAGAAGGAACAGGUGCGAAGCAGGGCAAUUAGCUGAGGAGGCGUCAGGGGGGCAGGCAGCCUAGACCUGAUUGGGGAAACCACCAGGAUUACAUCAUCUGCUGCUACCUACCAGAGAGCUCCUCUCAUUUUCUUUCAAUAACAACAGUUCUUGAAAGAAGAUAUUUUUCAACCUGGGCUUGAAGUAACUGGUGGAGAGACAGGGAGCGCGGUGACUGUCCUUGAGCGCGGAGUGGCGAGCUCGCCGCCAGAGCGCCGGAGCAAGAGGAGGCGCAGGAGCGGCGGCGGCGGCGCCCGAGCACCCGAGGGGGUCCGAGCCCCGGCAGCUAGCCAACCCCGCGCCACAAAGGGAGCGCCCCCGCCGCCUGGCACGCCACCUCCCUCCCCAAUGUCCUCGGCCAUCGAGAGGAAGAGCCUGGACCCGUCUGAGGAGCCAGUGGAUGAGGUGCUGCAGAUCCCCCCAUCCCUGCUGACAUGCGGAGGCUGCCAGCAGAACAUCGGGGACCGCUACUUCCUGAAGGCCAUCGACCAGUACUGGCAUGAGGACUGCCUGAGCUGUGACCUCUGCGGGUGCCGGCUGGGCGAGGUGGGCCGGCGCCUCUACUACAAGUUGGGCCGGAAGCUCUGCCGGAGAGACUAUCUCAGGCUUUUUGGCCAGGACGGUCUCUGCGCUUCCUGCGACAAGCGGAUCCGUGCCUAUGAGAUGACGAUGCGGGUGAAGGACAAAGUGUACCACCUGGAGUGUUUCAAGUGUGCCGCCUGUCAGAAGCAUUUCUGUGUGGGCGACAGAUACCUCCUCGUCAACUCCGACAUAGUGUGUGAACAGGACAUCUACGAAUGGACUAAGAUCAACGGGAUGAUAUAGGCUGGGGCCCAGCAUCCCCGGGGAGGCAUUUCACUGAAGUCACUGUCUCCGUGGGGUCUUCACUCUUAGGCAUUUUGGGGGAUUUGAGGGUGGGUUGAGGCAUUUCUUAGGGGGUGUAGACCCUGAUUGGGCACCAAGAAGUGAGACACAGCAUCCAAGGGACAGAAUGCAAGGGACAAAACUAAAGGUGACAAAAUGACUGGCCUCUAGGGAGAACUUAAGGACAGUGCCCACAGCCUGUUGGUAAUAACUGACAUGACUAGUGAAGGACAGGAGUGUUGGGAGGCACUGGGCCAUCAUGGUGGGACUUCCCGUCUACAGAUGGGGACUUGUUCCGUCAAGACUCAUUAUGUCUUUGACCCUUGAAAACUAGAGACGUGCAAUUGAUUUCUUUUCUUCCUGGCUUUUAUGACAACCCUGUUCCAAUCACUGUCCUCCGCACAAGGGAAGGACAGAGAGAAGAGUGGCCAUCCUUUCCUUCCUGGCCACCUUCCCAAGGCCUUAAGCUUUGGACCCAAGAGACACUGCAUGGAGACAAUAUUUCAGUUGAGAAUGAAAACUGCAACUUUUAACCAAACAAUUAUUUAAAGCAAUGCUGAUGAAUCACUGUUUUUAGACACCUUAGUUUUGAGGUAAGGAGUUCCACAGAUUGUUUCUAUAUAAAUGUAAAUCUAAAAAAAAAAGUUGUUCAACUAUUUUAUUAUCUUAGAUUAUAUCAAAGUAUUUGUUGUGUGUAGUUAGAAAAAACUCUGCAGACAAUAAAAAUGACUGACUAAAA